AUGAGCAGAGCGGUCUCCCAACCAGGCGCGACCUCUACUCGGUCAACAGCACCAGUGCCGGCCACUGGUGGAAUCGGUAGGUCCUCUAGUAUCCGUAAGAUGGCGCGCGCAGUUUCGAGCGCCGUCGGCAGUCUGAUGGGUACUAAUAACACUGUAGCUCAGACACCUCGCGAGACCAUUGGCCAGCUCGUCAAGGAGCAGGAGGAAGCGUACAAGAAGCAGGGCUUGCACGAGUAUGCCUAUGUAAAGCCACUGACGAAGUCUUCCGAGGGCGAACUCGCCGUGCACAGAUCCGUUUCGACUGGAAAGCAAUACGUUGUAAAGCAUACCUUCGCAUUCAGAAUCCCAGGAUCCCGGCACCGCGAGCCAGUCGUACGCCCCUAUCCGAACGAAUCAUGGGUCCUCCACAACCUGGUCCUGCCGCAUCCGAACAUCGUUCAAAUCUACGAGACCACCAGAGACCGAGAUGAAUCCGGUCGAUUCAAGAUCUGGAUGGAAAUGGCUGACGGCGGAGACCUACACGAUCAGCUCAACUUCUGGUACGUCAAGAAGCGUUCCUGGGCACCCGAAGUAUUUCUGCUCCAUGUGAUCGUCGAGAUGAUGCAAGCACUCGCGUACCUCCACCACGGCCUUCGUGGGACAGCCAACGGCAAAUGGACUCAGGAUGAGGUGUACAACUCGGUGAUCCACGGCGACAUCAAACUGGAGAACGUCUUGCUGCGCUGGACGGAGAUCCCCAUCGGUGGCCUGCCAGACAUCGUCUUGGGUGACUUCGGAGCUGCUCGACUUGCCGGGGACACUGAGACCGAUCUCCUUCCUGGGACAACCUGCUUCCACGCACCGGAAGAUCGAGCCAUUACCGGUGGUCAGCGCCACACCAAGGAAACGGAGGAGCUCUAUGUGAAAGCUUCUGCAAACCGAACCAUCGCAGCCGAUAUGUACAGCUUUGGCCAGAUUGUGUACAUGCUCGCUUCCAAAGAAUUUGUCCCACGGGAGAUUGGAAAGGACCCAUCGGACAUUAGAUUGUGCAGAGACUUUGACAUGCCGGAAGUUCGCGAACUCAUUGUCCGCUGCUUGGCCGUUGAUCCGAAUGAGCGCGCGCAGGCCUCCUUCGACGAGACUGUCGGCAUUCUACCACUUGUGGAAAGGGUUCGGAAAGCUAGGGACGAACGCAUUCGGACUCGCUUUCCUCUGGACUCUCUGGAGUGGAAGAAUCCACCACCUCGACGUAUGCGCCGGUUUCGGCAUACGGCUAGACUGUCGCUCCAUGAUGAUUAG
Lecanosticta acicola is the source of this 1278-nucleotide messenger RNA. Lineage: Eukaryota; Fungi; Ascomycota; Dothideomycetes; Mycosphaerellales; Mycosphaerellaceae. The record is from the annotation of a GenBank genome assembly.